This is a messenger RNA of Ananas comosus (pineapple), 1077 nucleotides long. RefSeq names its product protein REVERSION-TO-ETHYLENE SENSITIVITY1. The record is from RefSeq and is a predicted model, not a curated record. The coding region runs from base 194 to 922 and encodes 242 amino acids. Gene Ontology annotation, cellular component: endoplasmic reticulum; Golgi apparatus. Gene Ontology annotation, biological process: regulation of ethylene-activated signaling pathway; response to ethylene. NCBI's taxonomy places the organism in Eukaryota, Viridiplantae, Streptophyta, Magnoliopsida, Poales, Bromeliaceae. The transcript has 3 exons.
ACAACUCUUCUUUAAUACGGCGUCAUAGUAGCUUUCUUGUCCAAAACUCUGCUUCUUCUCAUCGGAGGGGGCUUCUCUCUCUAUCGGGAACUCUCACGAACACCUCUCCGACGUUCAUGCAAAAUUGUUAUUUGGAGCAAUGGCCUCCUAGCAGUUCUUUACAUGAUAUGUUCAAUAACUUGAAGCAAAGUAGAUGUCCCCAAAAGCAGUUCCUUCAAUGGAAGUUGAAGCUGCUGUCGACAGUGAAGAUGCCAGUUCUAGUCAAGGAACGCAUGGGGAUCUAUGGCCGAUUGAUGAUGUAGAUCCAAAGAGGGCGAGAUUCCCUUGCUGCAUAGUUUGGACUCCUCUUCCAGUUGUUUCUUGGUUGGCUCCUUAUAUUGGCCAUGUCGGAAUUGGCCGUGAGGAUGGAGCAGUUCUUGACUUUGCAGGUUCGAAUUUCGUGAGCGUGGAUAAUUUUGCAUAUGGUGCAAUAGCCAGAUAUCUUCAACUCGACAGAAAGAAGUGUUGCUUUCCUCCCAAUCUCGGCACACACACGUGCGAGAUCUCCUACAGGCAUGCAGAGUGCGGGACUGCAAUCUCAUGGGAUGAUGCGCUGCGUUCAAGCAUGCAGCAUUUCCAGCACAAGUACUACAACCUCUUCACAUGCAACUGCCACUCCUUCGUCGCCAACUGUCUUAACCGCCUCGCAUACGAUGGCUCUCCACGGUGGAAUGUGAUCAAUGUGGCCGCCCUAAUCUUGUGGAGAGGGAGAUGGGUCAACAGAAUGUCGGUCAUCCGAUCGUGCUUGCCCUUCGUCGCGGUAAUGUGCUGCGGGAUUUGGAUGGCUGGUUGGCCUUUCCUCAUCGGGAUGGCUGUAUUCUCCUCUCUUUUGAUUGGUUGGUUUCUUGUUGGAGUAUACUGUGUGAGGGGUUUGAUAUGUUGAUUGCUUCGUUAUUUGACAGUGAAAAACCAGGCUCUACUCUUACGGCUUCUGUAUCUAUUUAUGCUGAUUCAUGAUUUUGAAACAGAGGAAAAGGAUGCUUCUAUUUGACUAUGAGGAAAAGCACAUAAAUUUCAGUUUUUUUUUUGUUUUUUUUC